Molecule: messenger RNA, 1529 nt
Organism: Brassica oleracea var. oleracea
Lineage: Eukaryota; Viridiplantae; Streptophyta; Magnoliopsida; Brassicales; Brassicaceae
Product: protein ROOT PRIMORDIUM DEFECTIVE 1
Exons: 1
Coding region: 225-1403 (392 amino acids)
Molecular function (GO): RNA binding
Source: RefSeq, a predicted model, not a curated record
AUACGAUUUGAACAUUUUGAACCCAAAAACAAAAGAAGAAAAAGUCGAUUCAGACCACAAGGAUCAUACAAAGAUCGACUCUACAAAUACCGAAUACGACAUGGCAUGUACUUCUGUAGUUUGGUUCGCUGGUAACUGAUAGAAAGUUUUGUUAUUUCGCUAUGCACGCAAGGUGUUCGACGUAAUUCCGCAGAGUGUUUUAUAAUUCAUCUCCUUAAGCCAUUAUGAGGUUUAGCCUCUUCAUGAGAUCACUUCUGCUUCACCCCUGUGGAGGCUCCAUCAUCACCGUCCGAUCAAAAACGACGUCUGGUCAGUACGUGGCUUCAAGAUCAAGAGACCCUGUUUUCGAGAAGCUCAUGGACAAAUACAAGAACCUCCUCAAGGUCAUCGCCAUACAAGACCUCAUCCUCGCCAACCCAACAGCUGAACCUCCUUCCGUAUCCAUCGAGUUUCUCUCCAGGCUCUCCCAGAAGCUCCACCUCAACCGUGGCGCUGCUUCUUUCCUGAGGAAGUACCCUCACAUUUUCCACGUCUUGUAUGAUCCUGUGAAGUCUCAGCCCUUUUGCAGGUUAACUGAUGCAGCCAUGGAGAUUUCUCGCCAAGAGGCUUUGGCUAUCAAUGCUUCUUUGCCUGUUGUUGUUGACAGGUUGGUCAGGCUCCUGUCUAUGUCUAUAUCAAAGUCAGUCCCUCUUCGUGCGGUUUUCAAGGUUUGGAGAGAGCUUGGACUCCCUGAUGACUUUGAGGACUCUGUGAUCUCAAAGAACCCUCAUGUCUUUAAGCUUAGUGAUGGUCAUGAGCCCAAUACACAUAUCUUAGAGCUCGUUCAAGAAGAAGGUAAAGAAAGUCUGAGUUUUGAAGCUGCGGUUGAGAAAUGGAGGGUGGUUGAGUGUUGUGAGGAGGAUUGCAGCGUCGAUAGAACCGAAGUUCAGUUUAGUUUCAAACAUUGCUACCCACCAGGGAUGAGACUGGGGAAGAACUUUAAGGCUAAAGUGAAGGAAUGGCAGAAACUGCCUUACGGUGGUCCCUACGAGGACAUGGUUGGCAAGAAAAAGAACAAGUCCGGUGUGAUGGGAGUUGAGAAAAGAGCGGUUGCGAUUGCUCAUGAGUUCUUGAGUCUGACUGUGGAGAAGAUGGUGGAGGUAGAGAAGAUCAGCCACUUCAGGAAAUGUUUUGGGAUUGAUUUGAACAUAAGGGAUUUGUUCUUGGAUCACCCGGGGAUGUUUUAUAUUUCAACUAAAGGGAAAAGACACACGGUGUUUCUCAGAGAGGCUUACGAGAGAGGACGUUUGAUAGAUCCAAAUCCAGUGUACGAUGCGAGGAGGAAGCUUCUUGAUCUUGUCCUCUUGGGCCGCCAUGCUGCUUUAUCAGAUUCUAGGGAGACAGAUAUGUCUGAAGAAGAAUGAACAUGUUAGUUUCUUUAAUCCUUUUUAGCUUAAGAUAUGCUGUUUUCUGUAUGCUUAUCUUAUCCAGUGAAGUGUAUGAAACACUUGAGAGAUGAGAUCACCAAGAAUCUAAUCAAUCUUGAGCCU